CAUUUAUUUAAUCUCUGUUCGUCUCUUCAAAUAGGUUGUUUUCAUUAUCUUUUGAUAUUCUUGCUGCCUGAGCAGAUCAAUGUCUUUGUUGUCAUUUUCACAAUCUAUCCCUCGACGGCCAUUUCUUUACAUAUCGUCAUCAGUCCAAUAUCAAAUACCCCUUGGGACUUCGAGCAUUCUCCAAUUUCCAAUUUCUCUAUUUCCUUCAUAAUCUGAUCAACCUUCCUUUUAUGUUAUCAUUCCCAUCAUCAUCAUCAUCAUGAGUGGAGGAAGUUUCAUGUACGCUACUGCCGGGGCCGAAAUGCGCCCAGACCUGAAAUCCAUGCCGAACCCAGGCCCGGCACCAAAAGCAAAGCCAAGAAAAUCAGAAGACAGCGCUUCAGUAGACCUCACCAAGGUCGCUGAUCUGCAUGUACUCUCAGCAGAUGGGAAAUCCUUUUCGUUCAAAGAUCUCUAUCUCCGCUCCAGCCACGGCGCAGCAAGUCAUAGUCAGACGCACCGAACCCUGUUUAUUUUCGUUCGACACUUUUUCUGUGGAGUCUGCCAAGACUACCUCCAGAUGCUCAGCGCAUCGAUUAAACCAGAAGCGCUCAACAGCCCUCCUCUCAAAUAUCCAACGCAAAUCAUAGUCAUCGGAUGCGGCGAGCCAUCACUCAUACCAUGGUAUGCCGAAACCACGUCCUGUCCGUACCCCAUUUACGCCGACCCCAGCGGUCAGCUAUAUCAAGCGCUACAGAUGACCAAAACGUUAUCUCUGGGCGAGACAAAGCCAGCUUACUCUCCCGGUACUUUUGUCGGAACGACCCUGCGCAGCAUGAAGCAGAUGGUCAUGUCUGGACCAUCGAUUUUCAAGGGCGGAGACUUUAAGCAAGUCGGAGGCGAAUUACUGAUCGAAGUGGGAUCUGGAGCGGCAACACACACCGAUAUUGCUGAACCUUUACCCUACAAGGAAUAUGGAUCUUCAGAGGAAGAGAAGACCCAGACUCAAACCCCUCAUCCAGCGACGUCAGGACAAGACGAACAAGCCCAUGUCGUCUGGGUUCACAGAAUGCAGUCGACCCGUGACCAUACUGAAGUUCCAGAACUACGGAAAAUCAUUGGACUAGAUUAAUUACUUUUGAGCAUUUUGUUCUCUCCUGUUCUUCUUAAACCAUUCUAUUCUAUUCUGUUCAAUUUUCAAGAAUAGACAAUAUCCACAUCUUUUUUCUUCCAUUCUCUUUUCCCCCUUUUUUUUUUCAGUGAAUCCAAGACAUUGUGAUGCGAGACUUUUCCCCACUUCCUCACUUCCUCACUUUCUCACUUUCUCACUUUAUUCCCUGUUCCCUUUAACGUUAUGCCAGUUAAUUUUUGAACUCACCCACACGCACCCGUGCUCCCCAAUAAGUAGAAAAAUUUCAUUCGCAUCCACCAUUUCAGUCAGUGCAAGCUCACUUGAAGUCUGCAUUCGAAAAAAUAAAAUAAAAAAUAAAAUAAAAAAUAAAAACAUUUGUCGACCGACAUGGGACUCGAACCCACAACCUUGGCUUGAACUUAUAAGUUUCAAGGACUUUCCUUAGUAGGAGAGCCACGCGCUACCAUUGCGCCAAUCGG
Molecule: messenger RNA, 1590 nt
Organism: Xylona heveae TC161
Lineage: Eukaryota; Fungi; Ascomycota; Xylonomycetes; Xylonales; Xylonaceae
Exons: 2
Coding region: 260-1111 (283 amino acids)
Source: RefSeq, a predicted model, not a curated record